Messenger RNA from Paramisgurnus dabryanus, 571 nucleotides. Lineage: Eukaryota; Metazoa; Chordata; Actinopteri; Cypriniformes; Cobitidae. The record is from RefSeq and is a predicted model, not a curated record.
AAAGUAUAAAAGAUAGGACUCCUCAUUGACUCUCUAAGUUCUGAAAGUGAAUAUUUGACAAAAGAUUCAUCAUGGCAGUCAUGAGAGCUCUUGUGCUUCUUUUCUUGGUCUUUUCUGUUGAGAGUGCACCAGCUCAUGAAUGUCAUCAUGGAUGGACACCUUUUGGUAUGCAUUGCUACAAGUUCUUCUCUCAGUCAGUUGACUGGAUCACAGCUGAGAAAAACUGUCAAUCUGUUGAUGCAAAUCUUGUAUCUGUGCGCAGUACAGUGGAAAACGACUUUCUCCUGAGUCUGUUGCCUGCUGAAACAAGUGCUUGGAUUGGUGGCCAUGAUGGUGAAGUGGAUGGACAAUGGCUGUGGGCUGAUGGAUCUCAAUUUGACUUUAACAACUGGUGCCCUAAAGAACCUAACAAUGACCAGGGUAAACCUGAGAACUGCCUGGAGAUAAACCUUUCCACUAAGCGUUGCUGGAAUGAUGAGUCCUGUUCAACCAAAAUGGGCUACAUUUGUGCCUAACCUCUGAGAAUAGAUCAUGAAAAAUCUGUUUCAAAACUAUGACCUUACUACAUGCC